Molecule: messenger RNA, 3105 nt
Organism: Loxodonta africana (African savanna elephant)
Lineage: Eukaryota; Metazoa; Chordata; Mammalia; Proboscidea; Elephantidae
Gene: LYSMD3
Product: LysM domain containing 3
Exons: 3
Coding region: 246-1166 (306 amino acids)
Biological process (GO): Golgi organization
Cellular component (GO): Golgi apparatus
Source: RefSeq, a predicted model, not a curated record
GGACGUGGCGGAGGCGCACGGCCCGGAAGGAGGAGACGUUGGAUGCGGUUGUCGACUACUGGCAACGGAGGCUCGGCCAUGAAUUUACCCGGGACGGCGGCGGUGGGCCUGGCAGGCGUCUCCUCGCUGCGUCCCCCCUGCUAACGGGACAGGUAAAGAAGCCAGCGGGAGGUGGAGGGGCGCGCCGUCCAUGUCGGCGGAAGAGGCAAAGAGGCACGGAGACCUUGGCCGCAGAUUUUGACAUUAUGGCAGGAAGGCAUCAGAGUCGUAGUUUUCCUCUUCCAGGGGUCCAGUCGAGUGGACAAGUACAUGCAUAUGGAAACUGUACAGAUAGCGAUGUGUUGGAGGAGGAUGCUGAAGUGUAUGAGCUUCGAUCCAGAGGAAGAGAAAAAGUCCGAAGGAGUACAUCGAGAGAUAGACUUGAUGACAUUAUAGUAUUAACGAAAGAUAUACAGGAAGGAGAUACUUUAAAUGCAAUAGCCCUUCAAUACUGUUGUACGGUAGCAGAUAUCAAGAGGGUUAAUAAUCUCAUCAGCGAUCAAGACUUUUUUGCCCUUAGGUCUAUCAAAAUUCCAGUAAAAAAGUUUAGUUCAUUGACUGAAACCCUUUAUCCUCCAAAAGCAAGACAGGCUUCACGUCCCUCAUCUGUCCCGUGUGCUCCAGAACAACAGGAACUUGUGCCUGCUAAUGAUUCUCUUUCUUCCAGUGAGUCCGCUGGUAGCUUUUUAAAAGAAGUGGACCGAGACAUAGAGCAAAUAGUAAAGUGUACAGACACCAAAAGAGAGAACCUUAAUGAGGUGGUAUCUGCCUUAACAGCACAGCAGAUACGUUUUGAUCCUGAUAAUAAAAACACUCAACGUAAGGAUCCCUAUUAUGGAGCAGACUGGGGUAUCGGAUGGUGGACAGCAGUAGUGAUAAUGUUGAUAGUAGGUAUAAUAACGCCAGUAUUUUAUUUGCUAUAUUAUGAAAUUUUAGCUAAGGUGGAUGUUAGUCACCAUUCAACAGUGGAUUCUUCACAUUUGCAUUCAGGAAUCACACCUCCAUCACAACAGAGAGAAAUGGAAAAUGGAAUUGCCCCAACGAAAGGAAUACACUUUGGCCAACAAGAUGAUCAUAAACUAUACAGACAAGAUUCACAGUCACCUGCUGCUCAACACAAAACAUAGCAAUGAGUUCACAGUCACUUUGUAGCACUCACGUGUGUGCAUCUGGAAUGUGAUGAAUCAAUUAUACUCGAUAACCACUUACAACGAAGUAUUUAGGGAGAUUGAAGAUAACUUUUUUUCCGAGCCAUUUAUAAGCGGAGUGUGUAUAAAAUCCUUAAGCUUGCUAGUUCAUGUUGAGAGCAAGCAGUCUGUUUCUGUUACAUCACUGCUUGAAGAGGAAGUGAAUUUAUAUAUGUGUUUAGGAAGUUCUAAAUUCAGAAAUGUAUCAUUUAUUCAAGACUAGUUAUGCUUAAGUUCUAUUUUUUGGUUUAAAAUUAUUGUUAAGUUUAUUAUAAUGUGAAUGAUAACAUCAGAUGUCUGCAACUGAAGAAUAUAUACUACUGUGAGCCAUCAAAACAUUUAGUUGCAAAAAAAAAAAGCUGGUUCCAGAAUUACUUAUGAUGGCACAUACUUAAUACUCCAUUUUGAAACUUUUAAAAACACAUUUAACACAUAGUAUAUGAAGAAAUGAAUGGGAAAGUAAUGUGUAAUUUCUGUAAUAGAGGGUAAGAAACAGAUUGAAUAUUUUUAAGCCUCCAAAAUAAUGUGUUAUGGUUGGGAAUUUGCCAUUAGGUCACUAGAACACUGGAAUAGGUCAAGACCUAAAAGUGAUCUUUGUCCCUAAAGGUUUUCUUUGUUUCCCUAGGCAGGCCCUUUAAACUCUGCACUUCCGCAGUUCUUUGAUGAAAAGUAUUAUACAUGUACAAAUUAGCAUUAUUUAGGAAAUAAUUCCUUACGUACUGUGAUAAAUCAUUGCUGUUACAUGGAGUAACAUGCCUUAAAGACAUUUAAUGCCUUAAAAUUUUAUGUAAACUGGUAUAAUUUUUAGAAUUAAAAUUGAGCAUUACUUCAAAUGGUCCACUCAGAUUCAUUACAUUUUGUUAGGUGCUGUCGAGCUGGUUUUGACUCAUAAUAACUCUGUGCAACAGAACGAAGCACUGCCCAGUCCUGCACCAUCCUCACAAUUAUUGCUAUGUUUGAGUUCAGCCACUGUGUCAGUUCAUCUCCUUGAGAGUCUUCCUCUUUUUUGCUGACUGACUGCUUUACCAAGCAUGAUGUCCUUCACCAGGGACUGGUCCCUCCUGAUAACAUGUCCAAAGUACAUGAGGUUGAAAUCUCAUUAUCCUUGCUUCUAAUGAGCAGUCUGGUUUUACUUCUCCUAAGACAAGACUUGUUCAUACUUCUGGCAGUCCAUGGUAUAUUCAGUACCCUUUGCCAAUACCCUAAUUCAAAGGCAUCACUUCUUCAGUCUUACUGUCCAGUUUUUGAAUGCCAAUGAGGUGACUGAAAAUAACCAUGGCUUGGGUCAGGCACACCUCAGUUUUCAAAGUGAUAUCUUUCCUUUUUAACUUAAAGAGAUUUUAUAACAGAUUUGUCCAGUGCAGUAUGUCAUUUGAUUUCUUCACUACUGCUUUUUUUUUUUUUUUAUAUGGGCUGUAUAAAUUUAUCUCCACUUCCCUAUCAAACACAAGUUAAUGGGGUCAAAACAGAACUUUAUUGUCUGCCUCUGAGGUCUGUUGAAGAAAAUGGCUCAUUAAGCAAAAACAAGGCCUUCUGCAUUAGCAGUAGCAAAGUGCUUUAUUUAUGGAUUCCUUAACCUCUGUUUUUCAAAGAGAAAAUGCCUGAAUUACACUCUUUUCCCUGAACUACAGAAUCAGAUUGGGGAACAGAGACGGAAGGUGUGUGGAUGGGCCAAAAGGGCUUGGUAGUGCUGCUUCAAGACAGAUCUAUGGAUCAUACAGUCUGACUGAAUAGAAAGCAUCUCAUAUUGGUUCCCUUGUUUUUUUCUUUAAAGUUUUAUGUUCUUAAAAUGUAACCAAAAUGAUGCAAUAGAAGUGAGAUUCAUGGAAUUUGGAUUGCCUGUUUUGUCUAUAAUAAAGUGUGUACUUUAUUUAUAUAA